CAUCGCGACGGCCUCAGUGCAACAGAAGGAGACGGGGGGGAAAUUCGCGGCUCGAAACGGGGUGUAUAUAACGCCCAUUUAAACCCCUCUCAACAGGAAUAAAAUUGAAAAGCACUUGAGGAAAAGAGAAGAUAUUUAUUGCAGAAAGCGAAAUUCUCAGCAGGCAAAAUGGCCAACACCAAGUCCCGCGCACAAAAGAAAUACUUCAUUUUUGGCUCCUUCAUCCUGUGCUGCCUCGGGGCCUCCCUCCUGGCCUCGGCCAUGGCCACCAUGAACUGGUUCGAGGCCACCUGCCACACGGACCAAACCACGAGCACAGGAUCCAUCAACUUCGGUCUCUUUGAGGGCAAGAGAACCCUCAAGGACGGCUCGACGGCCACGCACAACCUGAAGGUUGUGUGCGACGCCGGGGACUGCAUGUACAGCUGCGGCAUUUCCAAGGAGCUGCGCGUGGAGCAGCUUCGCCUGAUCCGGGACGAGGAGUACUACUCGAACUGGGCGGUGAACAACUGCACUCUGCUGCUCGUGGCGAAGGGUCUCAGCCCGCCCUCCCUAGGGGCUCUCUGGGCGAAGGAGAAGGCCAAGACGAGGGCGGCGGUCUGGGCGCCGAAGGAGACGCGGGCGAAGGGGACUGAGGUGAAUGAAGAGGAGAGAGUUGAGGGUGAGAGGGCGUCCACAGAUGCCUCUCCGACUGCAGAGGAUUCUACGGAUAAUACGGCCACCCCAGGAAGCGGCCAAGCUGAAUUCAUGAACUACGGGUUAUGGGCAGGGACGAUCGCCUGCCUGUGUCUCGGCAUGCUGUUUGCGGUGGUGGGCGCUCUCUUCGCCGUCAUCAACACAGCCACCACGCCCGUCGAGGCAAUCACGGGCGUCCCCGGGCUCUAUGUGUGGAAUACUUUAGCAGCCGUGUUCAACCUGGUGUGCGUGAUCUGCUGGGCGGUGCAGUUCCACUCGCACCUGACGAAGAACGUCCUCCUCUACGACAAGGACAACGGCUGGACGACUGAGGGCAACGAGGUCUUCGGUUAUUCGUACUGGCUCGUGGUGGUGGCCAUCUUCGUCCACGUGGCCAACAUCCUCAUCAUUUUCUUCGGCACCUACGAACCCAAGGUCAAAGAGCAGAUGAAGGCCCCAGAGUCCAAGUCGGGAACCAUUAUGCUCUACUAAGGCAGGCGAUAGCGAGCGUAGGAAUAGGGUGGCCGGGUGCCCCCCUGAUUAUUAAUGUACGCUUUUUUUCCACGCUGGAGAGGGAGAGGAGGAGGGAGAGAGGGGGAGAGGGAGAGGAGGAGGGAGAGAGGGGGAGAGGGAGAGGGAAAGGGAGAGAGAAGGUGGGAGGAAGACGGAGAGAGAAGGAGGGGGAGGGAGAGAGGAAGGGAAAGGGAGAGUAAAGAGGAAAAAGAAAGGAAGAAGAGAAGAGAAGAGAAGAGAAGAGAAGAGAAGAGAAGAGAAGAGAAGAGAAGAGAAAAGAAAAGAAAAGAAAAGAAAAGAAAAGAAAAGAAAAGAAAAGAAAAGAAAAGAAAAUAGAAGAGAAGAGAUACAAAAUACAGGUCUUACAUACGAAAACCAGACGAGGUGUGAAAAUAUGUAAAUAAUAGAAAAGUAUUAGUAUGACUGGAGCCCAAAAUAUAUUAUUGUGAUUAUAUAUAUCUAAAAAAA
Molecule: messenger RNA, 1656 nt
Organism: Penaeus monodon (black tiger shrimp)
Lineage: Eukaryota; Metazoa; Arthropoda; Malacostraca; Decapoda; Penaeidae
Exons: 7
Coding region: 169-1167 (332 amino acids)
Source: RefSeq, a predicted model, not a curated record